UCAGCUGUCCAAUAUCAGUUGUUAUAGGUGGCAGCACAGCAUCACGUGAAUUUUCAUGGCGGUGUUGUAGGGCUAGUCCCGUAUAGUCUUGUGAUUUCACCAAAAAUCUGCUGUUUCGAUUAUUUAGUGUUAAACAGCAAUUUUUUUUGAAUACCGGUGGUGAAGAUGAGUGAAUACUGGCUGAUCAGUGCCCCCGGCGAUAAGACAUGCCAACAGACGUGGGACACCCUUAACAAUGCCACCAAAUCUGGCAACCUCAGUGUCAACUAUAAAUUUCCAAUUCCUGACCUGAAGGUGGGAACACUGGAUCAGUUGGUGGGGCUGUCAGAUGACUUAGGAAAGCUGGACACCUUCGUGGAGAGUGUGACAAGGAAGGUGGCCCAGUAUCUUGGAGAGGUUCUUGAAGAUCAACGGGACAAGCUUCAUGAAAAUUUGAUGGCCAACAAUAGCGAUCUACCCACGUACCUGACCCGCUUCCAAUGGGACAUGGCCAAGUAUCCCAUUAAGCAGAGUCUGCGCAACAUCGCUGAUAUAAUCAGUAAACAGGUGGGUCAGAUCGACGCGGACCUGAAGGUGAAGUCGUCCGCCUACAAUAACCUAAAAGGCAAUUUGCAGAAUUUAGAGAAGAAACAAACUGGCAGCUUGCUGACCCGCAAUCUGGCGGACUUGGUGAAGAAGGAGCACUUCAUCCUCGACAGCGAGUACCUCACCACGCUGCUCGUCAUCGUACCCAAGUCGAUGUUUAACGACUGGAAUGCUAACUACGAGAAGAUAACAAACAUGAUAGUGCCGCGCUCCACUCAGCUCAUUCAUCAGGACAAUGAUUACGGACUCUUUACUGUUACCCUUUUCAAAAAGGUUGUAGAAGAGUUCAAGUUGCACGCUCGCGAGCGCAAGUUCGUUGUUCGCGAGUUCUCCUACAAUGAGGCAGAUCUCGCCGCGGGCAAGAAUGAGAUCACCAAACUUGUCACCGACAAGAAGAAGCAAUUUGGUCCGCUGGUGAGAUGGCUGAAGGUGAACUUCUCUGAGUGCUUCUGUGCCUGGAUACAUGUCAAGGCAUUGCGUGUCUUCGUUGAAUCUGUACUGAGAUACGGACUACCUGUGAACUUCCAAGCGGCGGUGUUGGUGCCGGCGCGCAAGAGCAUGAAGAAGCUGCGAGAUGUGCUGCAGCAGCUGUACGCUCAUCUCGACCAUUCCGCGCAGCAGGGACACGCCCAGGCCUCGGAGAAUGUGGAGAUAGCUGGUCUCGGGUUCGGUCAGUCUGAGUACUUCCCCUACGUCUUCUACAAGAUCAACAUUGACAUGAUUGAGAAGGCUGUCUAACUGCUGCUGUUUCUACCUACAUCGCUAUUUAUAUAUAGGUAAAAUGUAAUGUUACCAGUUGUGGAUGGCCGCGCUAAGCAAUAGUCGCACUGUUACAUUGUACAAUUUAUUUUAUUCCCAGUCGUAGUUCUAAUUCUAGCAACACCGGCGUCGUAAAGCGAACAUUAAAUCAAUUAUUUUUUUCCUAUAUAUUUUUUCUAUGUACAGUAUUUUUUUUUGAAUCGACAAUUUAUUUUAGCCCUCUUUUAAUUAUCUUUUUUAAUUUGUUUUUGCGUAUUUUUUCUUCGAUGCAGGUUGUCGAUGACAUUUGAAUAUAUAAUGUUGCCAUUAUAGAAAAAAAAUACUAAUUAUUUCCGUGGAAUAGUGCUUAGGCUUUUGACUACAGGUUUAAAUAAAUAGCAACAGAUAUUUAUACAGUAUUAUUGAGUUGCGUUUAUUAAUAUUUGAAAAAAAAAAAGAUAAAAUAGAUAUUAGCGUUUCGAAAGCCUGUAUAUGAAAUGUUCAAUGAAAUUGAUUAUUAUUGGAGUUUAUUGAAUGCAAAGCUAUGUACAUAAGAACAUUCCUCAUAACUCGUGUAGUACAUAAUAAAAUAUUAUUCAAGUUACUGU
Molecule: messenger RNA, 1931 nt
Organism: Papilio machaon (common yellow swallowtail)
Lineage: Eukaryota; Metazoa; Arthropoda; Insecta; Lepidoptera; Papilionidae
Gene: Vha44
Product: V-type proton ATPase subunit C
Exons: 13
Coding region: 166-1323 (385 amino acids)
Biological process (GO): proton transmembrane transport
Cellular component (GO): vacuolar proton-transporting V-type ATPase, V1 domain; lysosomal membrane
Molecular function (GO): proton-transporting ATPase activity, rotational mechanism
Source: RefSeq, a predicted model, not a curated record